Oncorhynchus gorbuscha (pink salmon) is the source of this 3334-nucleotide messenger RNA. RefSeq names its product UPF0561 protein C2orf68 homolog. Bases 142 to 636 code for a protein of 164 amino acids. NCBI's taxonomy places the organism in Eukaryota, Metazoa, Chordata, Actinopteri, Salmoniformes, Salmonidae. The transcript has 4 exons. The record is from RefSeq and is a predicted model, not a curated record.
UAACUUAGUGGAUGUGAUAACUAGUAGUAAAUCCCUUUGAAAGAUUGAUUAACGUUAUGAUGCAGCUUGUGGUGUUGUGCAUAUAAAGAAGUACUAAUGUUCCAUCUUAAAUACUAAAUACAUUGUCCAUCAUCUCUCACGAUGGAGAUUUUGCGGGAUGAUGAAGAACAAGAGCUCAAAUAUAAACGUACGGGUCGUUUGGACAUGAGCCAUGGUUUCUUACACCACAUUCGAAGGAACCAGAUUGCCAGAGAUGACUAUGAUAAGCAGGUAAAGCAGGCCAAUGAGCGUCAGAGGGCCAGGCUCACCACUACCCCCCGACGCCCCCGCCGGCCAGAUAUCCAAGUGUACCAUCCUCGACGUGGAAAUGGAUCUGAGCCAGGAGUGGGUGCAGAGACUGAAGAGUGGAAUGAGAGUGGGUCGAGUACAGAGCCAGAGACCCAUGGAACUGAACUCUUCUGGCUGGACUACCAGGCUGACUCUGGCUGUGUCACCUCCUUCAUUGUACACAAGGAGGACAAGCCAGAGAUUGUGGUGGAGCGUGUAGCAGAGAAGAAUCUUCUGGACUCAGCCAUGAGGGUGGCACUGCAGGCCCGGGUUCGAAAGGAAAUGGAUAAACGUCUGGACAAACGCUGAAGGAAUUGAAUGAAGUUAACAGUGAUGAGAGGGGUGAGGAGGAGUCAGAGGCCUCUGUUUACCCUUCAGCCAACCCUCUUCCUGUAUGUAAGGAAUGCUAGUAGCAGAGGACUACUGUGGACCCACAUUCUGAGAGACUGUUAACCAGGAUCUGAAUGACGUCACACAGCCACGCCGUCCCCUCUGUGCUAGUGUACAGCCAUGGGGAAAAGACUGACUUACAGAAGGGUAAAAACGGAGCCGUCCUCACAUCUCUUGUAUUGGGCUGGCAUCUCUGACCCUGGGUCAUGUCUGUAAGGGGCCCUGUGAAACUGCCGUUGUCUUGUGGUUGAAUGGGCCAUUGGCUGUCAACCUGCUCCAAAGGACAGAGCCGUGAACAUGGGCCCCUAUCUGAGCCACACCAGGGUAAGGCUGGGCAGUAUACCAUAUUUUACAAUAUACCGGUAUUGACACACGGACUGGUUUGGGGUUUUACUUUACCUUCUGCAUGGUCAAUGCAGCACAUACAACAAUGUUGAUGACAACAAUGCUGUUUUCAUUUAGCUUCUUAAUAUAAAUCUACAAGCAUUCUAUAAUUACACUAUUAGUUUCUGUUUCUUACAUCUGUAAAUCUCUAGUUCGGCUUGUCUUAGCAAGUUGGGCCUAAAUCCUGUUAGUUACUAAUGCUAAUUGCUAGCUAGCUAAUAAAUGUACUGAAUCAGAGCAAAUGUAAUUAGCUAUACAGCCUGAUAAGACCAGUGAUGGUGUAGACCUAAAACAGCAUGUUUGUGCAACAGUAUCUUCUAAAUCAAAGAGGAAGCAAGAAUGUUAGCUACAUGAAGGUAAGAGAAAACAUUCAAUGUAGCCACAGAUUGAACAGUCCCCUAGAAACACUUAUCAACACUUUUGUUCCUAGUUCCUACCCUGUCCCAAUAACUCCUCCCUGGCAUUUUCAUUCAUUGUUAUGUCAAACACUGUAUUCAAAGUGCCAACUAUUAUUCUAACUAUAGAAUUAGAAUAAUCAUUCUAUUUCCAUAAUUCCAACAGUUCACCCAAGUGUUUUUCUCUAAAUCGUAAGUCAAAUUGCAACAUUUGGUUAAAAAUAAGGCACAGACUGUUUGCCCUUAUCGUGCAGCCUUACGUGGAAAUGAUCUCAAAUGAGUGCAACAAAUGUAUUAAAAUGCACAUUUUGGGGGGGGGGGUUGAAGUUGAAUUGAACAGUAUAAAACAAUCUGAAUGGAGAAAGACCCAUUGAAAUCACUUAGAAUGUAUGUCUUUCCACCCUAGAGUCAUACACUACUCAUAAAUAACAUUGAGAUUUUAUUAGACUUUUUGUUUUAAUACUGUGAUAUUUUGGCCAUAUUAACCCCCACACCCACCAGAGGCCACUUUUUUUUUAUGAACCUUUAUUACAACUAGGCAAGUCAGUUACUGCCAAAUGGGACUCCAGAUCACAGCCAGUUGCGAUACAGCCCAGGAUUGAACCAGGGUCUGUAGUGACACCUCUAGCACUGAGAUGCAGUGCCUUAGACCGCUGUGUGCGGCAGUUUCAAGGGUGCGUGCACACAAGCCUUGCAUGCGGCAGUUUUCCCGCAGAGGUUGGUAUUUAUACAUUUUGAACUAUUCCCACGCAAAUCUCAGACCAUGCGUACCCACAACUUCUAGUUGUUGUCUGAUUGUUCAAUAGAAAAUCAAUCUUGCAGAAUGCGUGGCCUUUUCUCACUGUAGACGUAAUGCAUUAUUUGUUUAAAAAAGGUAAUGGCAAAAGAUGAAAACAUUCUGCCCACACCUCUACAGAAAUGUGAUCACAUUUGCCAUUGUGCUUUCCUUUAGCAACUAUCACAGCCCAGUUCCAACAUCUCCAAAUAAUACAGCAAAUGAAGGCCUUGUUGUUACCAUAAAAGAUGAAUGGAGGGCAUUUUCCCAGCAGAGGUGUAGCGCUUGUUCUCACACACAUAUGGUUUAGCUCCGAUUUACCAAUUAAGCUUGCAUAUGUGCAAAUGUUUGAUAAAUCCCAAUUUGUUUGAAUUCAAAUCCUAGAUGCUCCACGUACGCCAAAAUUUAGUUUGAAAUGUAUCCGCGUUGAUAAAUGAGGCCCUAAUCCCCAGAAACUGGGACGCCACCCCUGUGAAUUUCUUUUUCACCACACAGUGGCAUCCUCUUCCCCAUAGAAAGUGUGCUGUGUUUACAAAAUGUGUACUUUUUGUUUAAAUGGAUGUGGUUUAAAUCCAUUGGAGGCUGCUGAGGGGAGGACGGCUCAGUUUAAUGGCUGGAAUGGAGCAAAUGAAAUGGCAUCGAACACAUGGAAACCAUGUGAUUGAUGUAUUUGAUAUCAUUCCACCCAUUACCACAAGCUCUUCCUCCCCAAUUAAGGUGCCACCAACCUCUCGUGUUUACAUUUUAUUUGGCAAAGUGAUGUGACUGGGAUGUCAUUGCAGUUAUGUUUUUUUUGUUUUCAUGAAAAAGUUACCAUGUUGAUUUGCUGUCUGCAGGGUUACAUGAGGUCACUGUGACUCAAUGUGACUAAGGCAGGAGAGCAAAUCAAUUGGUCAUAGCUGAUUCUUGUUUGUUUAAAAAAUGUGCUGUGGUCAUGACUUCUCUAAUUUAUUUUGUGAUUGUCCUAUAUGUUCUAAGAGUUUAUUUUUUUAUACUGUCAUUUUCUGGAAAGGUCCUUAUUGUUUCAGUAUUACAUAUAUUAAAUAUUUAUUUUCCAAAGGUG